CUCACCUCCUCACCUUCGAUACGGAGUACUUAAACGCCUGUCUUCCAGGACUUCUCCAGUCUUCCGUGCGAUGUGACAGUCUCUCCUCCUCGUAAAACACCAUCAGUGGCGUUCUACAACCCAGCUCACACAUAAUGAAGGUACCGACAGAGCUCCCCCUCCGGAUCCUGACCCACAACAUCCGAUAUGCAACCUCGUCGCCCUUCAAAGGCGAACUGCCCUGGGAAAACCGGGUGCAUCCCCUCCUGAGCGAGCUGCGCUAUAACACGCGCAGCCAGGAGGCCUUCAUCUGUCUGCAGGAAGUGCUGCACAACCAGCUAGACGACAUCCUCACGGGGCUCAACUCCAAAGAGCACACCUCCAACGCCAACCACACGUGGGACUAUAUCGGGGUUGGCCGCGACGACGGCCACCAAGCAGGCGAAUACUCGCCCAUCUUCUACCAGCCCUCGAUCUGGCAGCUCCGGCACUGGGAAACGGUCUGGCUCUCCGAGACGCCCACCAUGCCAUCCAAGAGCUGGGACGCGGCCUCGAUCCGUAUCGUGACGGUAGGCGUGUUCACCCACCGCGCCAGCCGCCAGACGGUCCUCGCGAUGAACACGCACCUCGAUGACCAGGGCUCUCGGUCCCGGUUCGAAGCCGCCAACAUCAUCCUCGGCAAGGUCGAGGAGUACCGCGCCGGAGCCGCCUUCGGCUGCAUGAUCUCCGCCGUGUUCCUGGCCGGCGACUUCAAUAGUCAGGACGAGCAGGAGGCGUAUACCGUGCUGACGGCCCCCGAGUCACCCCUGGCGGACGCUGCGCGCUUGGUCCCUCCCUCCCAGCAUUACGGCAACUACAUGACAUGGACCGGGUUUGGCCACGAGGGGCAGGACCCCUCGCGCAUCGACUACAUCCUGCUCGAGUCCACGGCUGACAAGGUUCUCAGCCGUGGUCGUCAGCCUUGGAAGGUCCUGGGGUAUGCGGUUCUCCCGAACCGCUUUGAUGAUGGGGUUUUUAACUCGGACCACCGCGCCGUGGUUAUCGAUGUGUUGUUGCGCGAUUAGACGGUUGGUUCGUUUGUUGGUUAGCUUAGUCGUAACCUGUCUAUGUGGUAAAUGACCCAAUUUGUUCCAAGUCAAGGUUGCUUCUGUAGUGAGAGCCAUCCCAUGCUGGUGUUGGUGCAGCUUUGAUAGACCUGGAAGGUGGAUAGUAU
Aspergillus heteromorphus CBS 117.55 is the source of this 1192-nucleotide messenger RNA. RefSeq names its product endonuclease/exonuclease/phosphatase family protein. Gene Ontology annotation, molecular function: 3'-5'-RNA exonuclease activity. Lineage: Eukaryota; Fungi; Ascomycota; Eurotiomycetes; Eurotiales; Aspergillaceae. The transcript has a single exon. The coding region runs from base 135 to 1043 and encodes 302 amino acids. The record is from RefSeq and is a predicted model, not a curated record.